Molecule: messenger RNA, 1740 nt
Organism: Marchantia polymorpha subsp. ruderalis
Lineage: Eukaryota; Viridiplantae; Streptophyta; Marchantiopsida; Marchantiales; Marchantiaceae
Source: the annotation of a GenBank genome assembly
AUGAAGAGAUCACUCGGGCACUACAAACUGGAAAGGCGGAGAAAUCUCGAGGAGUCUCGACUCUCCGUAUCGGCAGCGGAAUUCUCAGGCUCUCCAUUUCCAGAUUUGGAGCUCGAUCUGUCGGAGGAUGAUAUCGGAGAAACCGCGUAUGAGAUCUUCGUGGUAGCAUGCAGACACAAUGCACACAGUGCCCAAACUCAGGCUCCCAAGUCAAAGGCGGGAUUGCCCUCGGUCUCCUCUCUGACCGCUAAGGGCUUCAGAAAAGUCGAUGUGGCGAUGAAAUCCAAGAGAGAUCGACCGGUGCAUCCCGCGAGCAAGGGAAAGAAACCCCAUACAGCGGCCGAGAUAAUUGAAAGUAGAAUUAGAAAUGGCUUGCUGCGCGUUUUCACUCAUCAGUUUGGUAAGCCCGUCGAGUGCCUGAUAGUACCGCUGGAACUUUUGCAGAUUAUCGGGCCCUCAGAUUUUGUGAAUACCGCACACUACAGCCGAUGGAGACUGAUGCAGUUGCGAGUGUUAGAAGGUGGUUUGCUGAUCUAUCCUUCAAUUAGAAAGGAAAGUAGUGAUAAAAUUGUGGACCAGAGACUGCAAAAAAUGCUACAUGAUCCGAAACAUAGUUCCGUUGACACUAGCAAAAGUAGUGAAGAAAUGAGCCCCUUAAGAAUGGCUGCAUUGGCUAAAGCAGGACGAUCAGUCAGUGGGAAACACCCUAGUCCUCACCUACACUGGGCAGAUGGUUACCCCUUGAAUGUUAGUCUUUACCUGGCGCUCUUGUCAUCCGUCUUCGACACUUUGAAAGAAGGACAGGUAAUUGAAAAUCUGGGUAUUUUGGGUAUCAACCAGAUGCUACACGAUCUCUGCUUCAUGUGGAUGCUUUUCAGUCAGUUUGUUGCAACUGAACAACUCGCGGUCGGUCUGCUACAGGGUGCGGAACAUCUGAUGAAGGAAGCUCUCAAGACAGCCCUCACGAGCAUUCACUCGUGGGAAGAAAGAAGAUUAUUAGCUUACCGUGAGACAUUCCCAAAAAGAGAUGGCGGAGUCAUGGAAGCUUUGUUGUCGAUUGGACUCUUAGCAAGUAGAAUUCUAGCAGAUGAUGCCAACCAAGUAUCGCAGUGCAAACAAAAGGAAUUGUCGAAUUAUGAAAGUGAGAAGAUUAUGGAAACAACAGACACAAGAAGGAGGUCCUUCAAGAAUGGUGGUGUCUCUUGCCCACCGUUGAUGGUUCUAGCAGCAGAUAUCGGACAGCUUGCCGAGGAAGAAAGGCUGAGAUUCAGCCCCGUCCUAAAACAGUGGAAUGCAUACGCUGGAGGUAUAGCAGCUGCAACACUUCAUGCGUGCUUCGCUAGAGAGAUAAUGCAAUUAUUGAGUGAUCGUCAAACCAUCGGUCCAGAAGUACUUCAAAUUGCAGUCGAAGACGCUGUAGAUGCAGAGGAUGGUGGAAAGGGGCUGAUGCGCGAAAUGCAACCCUAUGAGUGCGAGACUACUAUUGAAAGGCUUUCAAAGGAUUGGCUUCAAAAUGGCCUGGCACACCUUUUAGAGUGGGUUGUCAGGAACAUCCAACACGAGGUAGUGGAGUGGAGCUCCAACGCAGCGGGCAAGGGAGUUGUUGAGGGUCAGGCUUUGAAGGUUGCGGAAAUGCAAGGUAUGGAUGUUGAAGUGCACAUCAUGGUUCCAAGGAGGAUAGCUGCAUCUGUGUUGCUAGCGUGUGGCGUCCGCAAGUGGAUAAGGUGGACGAGUGGAUGA